Molecule: messenger RNA, 1059 nt
Organism: Pleuronectes platessa (European plaice)
Lineage: Eukaryota; Metazoa; Chordata; Actinopteri; Pleuronectiformes; Pleuronectidae
Product: lysophosphatidic acid receptor 4
Exons: 1
Coding region: 1-870 (289 amino acids)
Biological process (GO): G protein-coupled receptor signaling pathway
Cellular component (GO): membrane
Molecular function (GO): oxysterol binding; G protein-coupled receptor activity
Source: RefSeq, a predicted model, not a curated record
AUGGAAACAUGUUUGUGUGUUGAUGAACACGCCUUCAGCGUGUUCAUCAGCAACCUGGCCCUGGUGGACAUCCUCAUCCUCUGCACUCUGCCCUUCAGGAUCCACUACCACCUCAACAGAGACAACUGGGUGUUUGGGGACGUCGCCUGCCGCAUCACUGGGGUCCUGUUCUACUCCAACAUCUACAUGAGCAUCUGUUUCAUGACUUGUAUCUGUGUGGACCGCUACAUGGCCACGGUGCAUCCUCACGCCUACCAGAGGCAGCGGAGGCCCUGGCGCUCUCUGGCCGUGAGUGUGGCGCUCUGGUGCGUUGCUGGAGUGGCGAUGCUGGUCUUCGUCGUCUUGGGGCCUCUGGAAACCAACGUCAACCAAUCUGGAGGCCGCAGUUGUUUCGAGAACUUAUCCAAGCACGAGUGGGACACACGUGCGGGGGUGUACAACCUCCUGGGCCUGAUCUUAUUCUCCCUGGUGCCCACCGUGAUCAUCCUGGUUUGUUACCCGCUGGCUGUGAAGCGCAUCUCCAUGAUCAGGACUAACACAGCCCAAAGAGCCUUGAGGGUCAUUUACACCAUCCUGGCCAUCACGCUGCUCUGCUUCCUGCCCAACCACCUGGUGUAUCUGCUGCACAUCCUGCAACGCACGGGUGUCAUCAAGAGCUGCACCACCGCCAACCGCAUCUUUGAAGCCAGGCGGGUCACCAUGGCCCUCGUCACCCUCAACACGUGCCUGGACCCCGUGCUGUACUAUGUCACCCCCGGCCACUUCAAAUGGAGGCUCUUGAAGAUGACAUGGCUGUGUGCACGAGUGGAGAGGAGCAGAGAUGUUAGUACGAUUGCAGUGGACCGAGAAGCUGAACCUGUAGAUAUAUAACUGAAAUAUAACUCUGCUUUCCUUGUCUAUAUAUGAAACUGGAGACUUUUCUAUGAAAGUGUUUAUUAAAAUUGUCAUUUUAAAUCAAAAUAAAGGGAAGGAUCGAAAACAUGCUUUUCUUUAUCUUGUGCGGUUUUGUCUCGUAACGAGUCUUCAGCAAGCAGACGUUAAGAAUCAACAUUUCUCAUG